AUGGACUAUUUUUCCCUCUUCCCCAUCCUCGUCGCGGCCCUCUCUAUCUGUUUGGCCUUGAACAUAGCCAUUUAUCGGCUAUGCAUCCACCCGCUAUGUGGCUUUCCGGGCCCAAAGCUCGCUGGCGCCACAUUUCUUUAUGAGUUCUACUACGACGUGAUCAAGGGCGGCAUGUACAUCUGGGAGAUAGAGCGCAUGCAUGAAAAAUACGGACCCAUCGUCCGCAUCAACCCUAGAGAGUUGCACAUCAAAGAUCCGUACUAUUACGAAGUGAUCCACGCCGGCAGCUCUCAAAAGAUGGCCAAGGAUCCCAAGUACGCCGUGGCCUUCGCGGCCCCGUACUCGCUCGUUGGUACCAUAAACCACGACCACCACCGUCUGCGCCGCAGCUUCUUGAGCAACUACUUCUCAAAGAGGUCUGUGGUGAGCCUGACACCAUACAUUCACCGGAAAGUGGACCAGCUGAUCCGCAGGUUUGAAAAUGCCUACCAUCAAUCAACAGUCCUCCACCUGCAAUUAGACUUUGCAGCCCUCACGGCAGAUGUGAUCACGCACUACUGCUACGGCUGGAGCUAUGGCUAUCUGGACGAUACUAACGGUGCUCAAAGCAACGACCUCGUCGAGGCGGUCGCAGGACUUAUGGCUAUGUUCCAUACCAACCGCUUCUUCCCUUUCCUAGUCACGAUCUUUCGCAACGCACCGCCGUCAAUCGUGCGCUGGAUGCAGCCGCAGAUGGCAGAUCUGUUCGAUGUCAAAGCUAAAUUGCGCCAGCAGGCACAGGAUACCCUCCUGAAGAAAGGAGCCAAGGAUGCCAGCUCCUGCGCAAAAGAUACCAUCUUCGAUGCCCUGGCGAGCCCAGAUGUGCCGCCGCAGGAGAGGACGCUGGAUCGAUUGGAAGAUGAGUCUGCAUUGCUUCUAGGUGCGGGCACGGAGACGACUGCGAGGGCUAUUGCGGUGUCUAUGUUUCACCUCAUGAACAACGAGGAGAUGGGGCGGAAAUUGCGCUCGGAGUUGAAGACUGUGUUGAAAACCCCAGAGUCUAAGGCCUCAUGGGUUGAUCUUGAGAAAUUGCCGUACCUGACUGGCGCUGUCAACGAAGGCCUCCGUCUGAGUCACGGUAUGACAUCUCGCCUAGCUCGGAUCUCACCUACCAAGCCUCUGCUCUACAAGCAAUGGAUUAUUCCACCUGGAACCCCCAUCAGCCAGUCAAACUAUUUCGUGCAUAUGGACUCUACACUUUUCCCUGAACCGGAGAAAUUUGACCCAGAGCGAUGGGUUUAUGCCGCAGAGAAAGGCAAGAAUCUCAACCGGUUCAUCGUCGCAUUUACCAAGGGCAGCAGACAGUGCCUGGGAAUCAACCUGGCCUAUGCAGAGAUCUACAUGACAUUGGCACACAUUGUCCGACGCUUCGAUUUCAUGCCGUUUGAGACUACAGUUGAUGACCUGGCUGUCUACCGAGAGCAGGGUGUUGGCUUGCCAAAGUCGGGGUCUUUUAGUGUGAAGGCUAUUGUUGCCGGCAUUGCGGAGGAUUGA
Molecule: messenger RNA, 1533 nt
Organism: Penicillium canariense
Lineage: Eukaryota; Fungi; Ascomycota; Eurotiomycetes; Eurotiales; Aspergillaceae
Product: cytochrome P450
Exons: 5
Coding region: 1-1533 (510 amino acids)
Molecular function (GO): monooxygenase activity; iron ion binding; oxidoreductase activity, acting on paired donors, with incorporation or reduction of molecular oxygen
Source: RefSeq, a predicted model, not a curated record